Messenger RNA from Arvicanthis niloticus (Nile rat), 1309 nucleotides. It is a transcript of the gene Pjvk, whose product is annotated as pejvakin. The record is from RefSeq and is a predicted model, not a curated record. Gene Ontology annotation, cellular component: cytoplasm. Gene Ontology annotation, biological process: programmed cell death. NCBI's taxonomy places the organism in Eukaryota, Metazoa, Chordata, Mammalia, Rodentia, Muridae.
GGAGGCGCUGUUGUGAGUUGCGCACGGGCAAACUACUUGGUGAGUGUGUGCUUUAUAGUUCUAACCUGCAUAACUGUAUUUUAACACCAAGCAAGGCUUAGUUCGGCGGUGUCUGAUUCUCUACUUCAAAAAUGGGUUCGUUGCCUGAGGGUCGCAGUUGAUGACUUCUUGAUAUUAAUAUGUUUGCUGCUGCUACCAAGAGCUUCGUUAAGCAAGUUGGAGAUGGAGGGAGAUUAGUCCCUGUCCCGAGCCUCAGCGAAGCUGACAAGUACCAACCCCUGAGUCUGGUGGUGAAAAAGAAGCGGUGUUUUCUGUUUCCUAGAUGCAAAUUCACAUCCACGCCUUUCACACUUAAAGAUAUUCUCCUGGGAGACAGAGAAAUUUCGGCCGGUAUUUCAUCUUAUCAGUUACUGAAUUAUGAAGAUGAGUCAGAUGUUUCCCUCUAUGGAAGGCGGAGCAACCACAUUGUGAAUGAUGUUGGGAUUAAUGUUACUGGAUCUGAUUCCAUCGCAGUCAAAGCUUCGUUUGGUGUUGUGACCAAACAUGAGGUGGAGGUAUCGACAUUACUCAAGGAGAUUACUGCACGAAAAAUUAAUUUUGACCACAGUUUGAUCCGCCAAUCAAGGAGCAGCAGGAAGGCCGUGCUGUGCGUGGUCAUGGAGAGCAUCAGAACCACACGCCAGUGCUCUCUGUCAGUGCACGCUGGGAUUCGAGGGGAAGCCAUGCGGUUUCACUUUAUGGAUGAACAGAAUCCUAAGGGAAGGGAAAAGGCUAUUGUUUUCCCAGCACACACAACCAUAGCUUUCAGUGUCUUUGAGCUCUUCAUCUACCUGGAUGGUGCCUUCGACAUUUGUGUCACGUCAGUGUCAAAAGGAGGAUUUGAAAGGGAAGAAACGACAACCUUUGCCAUGUUCUACAGACUGAGAAAUAUACUCUUUGAAAGAAAUAGGAGAGUGAUGGACGCCAUCUCUCGUUCCCAGCUUUACCUGGAUGAUCUCUUUUCUGACUUCUACGACAAACCUCUCAGCAUGACUGACAUUUCCCUCAAGGAGGGGACUCACAUCCGAGUGAACUUACUAAACCACAACAUUCCUAAAGGGCCCUGCAUCCUCUGCGGAAUGGGGAACUUGAAAAGGGAGACAGUUUACGGGUGCUUUCAGUGUUCUGUGGAUGGCGUGAAGUACGUGAGGCUUCACGCGGUCCCUUGCUUUGAUAUCUGGCACAAAAGAAUGAAAUAAAAGGAAGAAGGAAUAUGCUUUGUGGGUGUUUUGUACUACACAUGCCUUCCUUACGUUCUUUAGGUUUGCUU